This is a messenger RNA of Actinia tenebrosa (Australian red waratah sea anemone), 2425 nucleotides long. Its product is annotated as outer dense fiber protein 2. Gene Ontology annotation, biological process: regulation of cilium assembly. Lineage: Eukaryota; Metazoa; Cnidaria; Anthozoa; Actiniaria; Actiniidae. The record is from RefSeq and is a predicted model, not a curated record. Gene Ontology annotation, cellular component: centrosome.
GAAGUAGAGAUGCAACUUAAACAGAGACAAGAAGUCCUUCUCAGAAAACUGACCGAAGCUGAUUCUAAAAAUGAGAAAUUACAGAUCGAAAUUUUCGAACGUGAUCGACAAAUAGAAACAUUACUGACUCAAGUAGAAGCAGACAAGGAUCAAGCCGUGGCUUUUGAUGAUCUGAAGAAAACAAUGGAAACAACACGAGCACACUUACAAAACCAGUUCCGAACCAAAGAGAUGGAAAACAACCGUUUACAAGUACAAAUACGGAGUUUAGAAGAACAGCUGGAGCAAACCCGCGUGGAAGUAGAACAUCUCGAAGGAAUCAUGUCUGCAUCGAGAGAAAAAUCAGGAAGAGAAAAGGAAGCAUUGAAAAAAGCCGCAAGGGUCCAAAAAGAUCGAGUAGCCGAUAGAGAUAAAGAAGUGGAAUCUUUGAAACAGAAGCUCAAUGAAAAGGAAUUAGAUAUCCUGGAUCUUCGACGAAGCGAGUCCUUGGCUAAACAAGAGAAGGAGACAGCGGAGGCAGAGUGUUCGACUUUACGAAGUCGAAUCAGAGAACUUCAAGAUAUUAUCGAAAACACAGAGAAGGUAUCCCAGAGUAACACAGAACUACUAACUAGUAAACUGAGCACAAAAACACAAGAAGUCAACGCCAUUCGAACAGAAAACGAGCAGUUACGGGCAGACAUUGCUGCACUGGAAGAUCGCAUGCAUGACGAGGAACAGAGAGCAAUGAAUAAGAUCGAGAAGUAUCGACGAGAGGCCGAAGAAAGCAGGAACAGACUUUACGAUGUUGAACAAGACGCUCAGAGGAUGCAUCAAGAAUCGACUAUUGAAACAGAAAAGGCUAAACUGAAGAUGCAACAAAGAUUAUCUGAACUGGAACCUCUGGCUGAUCUACUGAAGAGUAAUGAGUUACGGCUGCAAGAUUCACAGGACAGACUGCUGUCUUACGAAAGACGAGCCAGCGAGCAUACCAAAUUGAUAGCAGAGCUCACACAGAAGAUUGAGUAUCAAACAGAUCAACUUGAGACCGUCAAAGAAAAAUACCGAAUGGCGCAGGACGAGUUACGAGGCUUCCAGUCCAAGUCUGACAUGCUGGACAAGAAAGCAACAGAAUCAGAAUAUCAAAACAGAGAACUUCUCGGGGUUUUGGGUAAAAAGGAGGAAACUUUGCAGCAUAAUCAGCAACGGCUAGAGGAUUUGAAGGCAGAGAAUAUUCGUCUGACGUCACAACUCGAGAUGUCCCUCGCCGAAGCGAGGAGACAAGCCGAACUUCAACGAGAGAAAACCAUUGCAAAGGAACGAGCUGCUCAAGCCAGAAUCACAGACCUCGAGACCCAGUUGAGCCGUGCUACGGCUAAUGCAGCAUCCAUGAAGAGAGCUAAAGAUGAGGCCGAGAGAAGAUUCAACUCCAAACUACACGACAUGAAGGACAGACUUGAACAAGCUAACAGUACAACAAGAAGCAUGCAGAAUUACGUAUCCUUUCUCAAGUCUUCGUACGCAGACGUCUUCGAUGAACUCGAGUCGCCACGGUGACCGAAACACUAGUGACAGAACGAUAAUUUAUUUUUAAAGCAUUUUAUUUUUAAACUUUUUUAAUUUUUAUUAUUACCUAGGUUUUUAGUUUUUAACUUCAUACUUCUGAUCUUAAAAUGUUACUGUAAGGCGGUUUUCGUAUGAGUGGAAAAGUUACGCCAAAUUCGUAGCUGUACUGUAUCUUACUGUUCCCUAAUUACGCGUUGUGAUUGGAUGAUUUACUGGAAGGAAGCCAUUUCAGCAUGUACCGUGUACGUGCUGUAAGUCAGUACCAUAUAUUACCCACUCAUACGAUAACCAUUCCUAUGGGAAGCCAUUUCAAUGUUACGGCAUGUCGUACCGUGUACGUGCUGUAAGUCUGUACCGUAUGUUUCCCACUUCAAUUCUAUUGUCAUGUCGUACCGUUUACGUACUUAAGGCAGUACCAUGUGUUUUCCACUCAUACGAUAACCAUUCUUAUGGCAAGCCAUUUCAAUGUCAUGGCAUGUCGUACCGUUUACGUACUUAAGUCAGUAUCGUAUGUUUCCCACUUAUACGAUAACAAUUCUUAUGGCAAGCCAUUUCAAUGUCAUGGCAUGUAGUACCGUUUACGUACUUAACUCAGUACCAUGUGUUUUCCACUCAUACGAUAACCAUUCUUAUGGGAAGCCAUUUCAAUGUUACGGCAUGUCGUACCGUGUACGUGUUGUAAGUCAGUACCAUAUGUCACCCACUCAUACGAUAACCAUUCUUAUGGGAAGCUAUUUCAAUGUUACGGCAUGUCGUACCAUUUGUUUUCCACUCGUGGGAACCGCUCAAACAUUUCGUCCUUGAUUUCCCCAUUUUUGUAGUUGUAAAAUAUUUUAUUUGUCGAUUAAAAAAGCAUGUCUCUUUUCUUACAUUCUAUCAA